Echinops telfairi (small Madagascar hedgehog) is the source of this 6641-nucleotide messenger RNA. It is a transcript of the gene CAMK1D, whose product is annotated as calcium/calmodulin dependent protein kinase ID. The coding region runs from base 62 to 928 and encodes 288 amino acids. The record is from RefSeq and is a predicted model, not a curated record. Gene Ontology annotation, biological process: peptidyl-serine phosphorylation. Gene Ontology annotation, molecular function: calmodulin binding; calcium/calmodulin-dependent protein kinase activity; ATP binding. The transcript is spliced from 9 exons. Lineage: Eukaryota; Metazoa; Chordata; Mammalia; Afrosoricida; Tenrecidae. Gene Ontology annotation, cellular component: intracellular anatomical structure.
GCAUGAAAACAUCGUUGCCCUGGAAGAUAUUUAUGAAAGUCCAAAUCACCUAUACUUGGUCAUGCAGCUUGUAUCUGGUGGAGAACUCUUUGAUCGGAUCGUGGAGAAGGGAUUUUACACCGAGAAAGAUGCCAGCACCCUGAUCCGCCAGGUGUUGGAUGCUGUGUACUAUCUCCACAGGAUGGGCAUCGUCCACAGGGACCUCAAGCCUGAAAAUCUACUGUACUACAGUCAAGAGGAGGAGUCGAAAAUCAUGAUCAGUGACUUUGGAUUGUCAAAAAUGGAGGGUAAAGGAGAUGUCAUGUCCACAGCCUGUGGGACCCCAGGCUACGUCGCUCCUGAAGUCCUUGCCCAGAAACCUUACAGCAAAGCUGUUGAUUGUUGGUCCAUCGGAGUGAUUGCCUACAUAUUGCUCUGUGGCUACCCUCCUUUCUACGACGAAAAUGACUCCAAACUCUUUGAGCAGAUCCUCAAGGCAGAAUAUGAGUUCGACUCCCCCUACUGGGAUGACAUCUCCGACUCGGCUAAAGACUUCAUUCGGAAUCUGAUGGAGAAAGAUCCAAAUAAAAGAUACACGUGUGAGCAGGCAGCUCGGCACCCAUGGAUCGCGGGUGACACGGCCCUCAACAAAAACAUCCACGAGUCUGUCAGCGCCCAGAUCCGGAAGAACUUCGCCAAAAGCAAAUGGAGACAAGCCUUCAACGCCACCGCCGUGGUGAGACAUAUGAGAAAACUCCACCUUGGCAGCAGCCUCGACAGCUCGAAUGCAAGCGUUUCCGGCAGCCUCAGUUUGGCCAGCCAAAAAGACUGCCUGACUUCUUCCACCCUCUGUAGUUUCAUUUCCUCCUCAUCCGGGGUCUCAGGAGUUGGAGCUGAGAGGAGACCGAGGCCCACCACUGUGACCACAGUGCAUUCUGGCAGCAAGUGACUGGCUCUGGAGGUGGGGUCCAGGAGGCAGGUCCCCAAGGGGUGGGACCUGGGGAUGAAGCCUCAGGAGGGGCAGGGGAAAGGGUGCCCCCAGGGCUGCCGGUGCCAAGAGCCCCUCCAGAGAGAUCUCACCUUGCAUGGUGCACCUUCCUGCACAGGACUGGAAGACAGAAGAUUUUUUAUGGCCAUAUUUUAUACUGCAAUUCUGAAGUGUUCAUUUCUCACAAACUGUCCUGACUCACGGGGAGCUGAUUUAAUAGGAUCUGGUGCUGUACAUACGAACCUUGCGAAGCUGUAACUGAACCGACCUUCUUCUUUCUAUUCCUUGCCCCAGCGCCCUGUCAUUUCCCACCCUUUGCAGUAUAGGGCACCAUCUAUCUGUGUUGCAUUUUUUUUUCCUUCAUAACAAUAACAACAACAAAAAGGUUUCAACUGGAUUAUUUAAAUAUUAGUAAAUAUUGUGCAUUAGGCUUUUUCUUUUUUCUUCAGAAGUGUGUCCUUUCUAGUUACAUCUCUCUUUUGUUCUUCAAUAAGUAGAGAUUUUUGUUGACCCCUUCAAAGGUUCUUUCCCCUCUAAGGGGGGGACUGAAAAGUAUUUCAGAUGCUCAAUCUGUCUCCACGACUAAGGGUGCACGUUAUGUGACCCUCAUUCUCUUCUCCUCCCCUUUCUUGGGAGACCCCACUCUAGGAAAACUGUGGGACUCUCUUCUAGCAGGAAGUCUUUGCAGGGGGAGGUACCUCCCCAAACUCUUCCUAACAGCACCUCCACAAGACAGCCCCGGCCACCAAGAGACCCGAGUGGCCGCAAGUCAUCAGUGGUCAGAAGUAAACCUGCUCUUCCCCCCCACCCCGCGCCCGCAAAGCAAAGCUUCCAGAGCCUCCUGGGCCAAAGGGAGGGCCGCCAUUGUGUUUCUGGGGAUCUUCCUGUCAGCACCCAUUUCUCCUGACGGAGCCCCACGGACGGGAGCUCGGCUCUCAGGCUAUGCAGUCUUCAAACUAACCUCUCUUUCGCUCUUUGUGAAAACGCAUUUCUAACCUAACAAAAUUGCCUCCAGCUCACACGAGGUUUUGAUUCUGUUUUGUUUUGUUUUUCCCCCUCCCAACAUUGGUUCCAUUCUUAAUAGGGAUGCUGAGGGGUGGGGAGAUGGCUUUGUAAGAGAAUCCAUUGGUUUGAGGGCCGGCCUUCUUGCAAGCAAGCAGGAUGUAGGCCGUCAGAGAUGACAGGGAGCCCCGAGACAGGACCCGUGGGGCCAGAAACUAGCCCAGGAGCAGGGAAACCUUAAACCAAAGACCUGGGGUGGAAGGAUCUCGAACCAGCAUGGUUUGCUCCGGACUGAAGGAUUUGCCAUGACAACAGACUUUGACUGCUAAAAUCAGAAGGGUCCCCCCAAAAUCAGACCAGGUCAUGCUAGAGCGGGCAGGUUUGUGACACCCAGGGCAACCCCCAUUGUCUAGGAGGCUUCCACAAUUGGCUCUUGUCAAACCAAAGAAGUGGCUCCAGGUGCCACCUUGGAAAAAGCCCUCCCUCCACUCCCAAGCCCUCCCACCUUCCUCUGGACCCGCACGCCCAUCCACCCCAUUCGCCAGGAGCCUGCGGAGGGUCUCAGGAGCCCUGCCAGAUGCUGCUCUUUGGUCUCGGGGCUGCGUUCCCUGGCUGUGCCCCUCUCCUUCAGGUGGCCAAACCAUCUGCAUCACUGUCAGCCCCUUUGCGGAUGCCCGGAAGGUUUUCGCAGUGUUCUGCCCACCCCCCUACGCAGCGCAGUGCUCUGAGGUUCAGCAGCUAUAAUGCAGAUAAUGGUGACAGUACUAGUGUGUGCGAGUGCAGUGUAGACCAUGCAGCUGGUCCAUGCCUGCGUUAGAGGCACACCAUGGCUUGGCAAGAGUCAUGCCUGCCGUUUACCACACACCCACACAGAGGGAAAAAAGGCAAGCUACGACCCUGGGAGAUGUAUAAAAAGCCUGGAGCCAAUGAUGAAAUGACAAGAGGCCCAGUUAAUCACCAGGCAUCACCAAAGUUGGAUAGGCAACAACCCCUCAUGUCCAGAAAGACAACGGCAUGAAUAUUAUAAAGAAUAUUUGGGAAAUAAUCAAGAAAACAGAAUCUCUCCAGGAGGUGCAUUAAACUGCCCAUGAUGAACAAGUGUAAUGGGAAAACAUUCAUGCCUAUAAAGUAUCAUUUGGUGGGGGGGGGCAUAAAUAGAGUCUUGCAAGGAGUGAUGGUUUUUCUGAAUGUGCACCUGAUAAGGCAUCACUGUUGUGUGCUAUACACCAUCAUUUGCAUUUAGAAAGCACCAUAUGAAGCCAAAUUCUAUUACUGGUGAGAAAAAUAUUUUCUGGAGCUAAUAUACAGGGUGCAUGAUAUGUGCAUUCAUUUGAAAGGAUGCCUUUCCUGCAAAGGCACAGAGCAGGGGCAACGUGCUCCUUAGCAGUGAGACCUCUUAGCAGUGAGAGGUCCGUCCUUGGCCAUGCUCCGGUGCACCAUCACACAUCAGCCUCUGUAGUACAGCCCCAGGAAACGGAGACUGGUUUCAGACUGAUAGGAGACUCUAUGUCUUAUGACAAAACAGAAGGAGAACCCAGCAUGCUCUUUCAUUGAGACCUGACAAAUGGGAUGGCAUAGAUCUAGGACCCUAACUGAUGUCAAGUUCAACAGAUGCUAGCAGACCGUUUAACUAGGUGCCAUCAGGCUAGACUGGCCUUUGAAGCCAAUGAGUUGGCUAAGCUCGAGGUAGACCUACCACGGGCAUCUUUCCUAACCCUAGGCCCCACAUCAGGUCUCUUCACCUUUUCAAAGCAAGGAACUUUUUUUCCCCCUCCCUUGAGUAUUAAAUUUGGAAACAGUGUUCCCUAGAGUUUGCAGUGGCCAAAAUAUUUUGGAAGUAAAUCCCCAGGCCUUCAUCGCAGGGGCCUCUGGGCGAACUCAAAGCUCCCACUUGUCAGUCGCAGCCCAGCACCUUCACCUGACCCUGGACAUCCCUUGGGAAAAGAGGCGGCUUCACAGCUGGAUAGAUGGUGGAGAGCCCCAGGAGUGCAUGUGGCCUUUGCAGUGGCUGAUGGGUGGCACUCUCAACUUCCUACAUCCCCUGGCGCUACAGAACAGAAAGGAUAAUCUCCUUUUUUAAAAGAAAAUGACACAGAAAUUCCCUCCUCCCCCCCACCCCCCAAAACAGGCAUGAUCGAAUGUUCUUGACCUUGGCAGCCAUUCUGGUCAGUUCUGAAGCCUCAGCACAGGACAGGGCCCGGCCGUAACCUGGCGUCAGAGACGCUUUGAAAGCAUCCCUAGGAGUGCUUCCAGCUUUUGGUGCAGGGGACUCAGUACUGGUCUUAGAGCCAAAGAAGAUGCACUGUGUAGAAAUCAAAUCGGUGGCCGUUCAAUCCAAGGGUUUUGCGGCAUUGAGCGCAGACUCAGUUGACCUACACAGCAUUCAUCCGUCCUGCCUAUUUGUCUACCUUGGUGUCCAGCCAAGGAUGGACUGUGGGUGUUGGAGGGUGAGUCUCCUUUAGAACAAAGGCCCAGAUUCCCUCUUUUGGAAAGGAGGUUGACCUCCUCUCUGGUGAAUGACAGGCUAGUCUGAUGAGCCCACUGGGAUUGGAUGCUCAUGAGCAGUUGUAAACACAAAGUCCAUCCCUCCGUGGAGGUACGGUCAGUGUCUAAUGGCUUUGGGCAUCUUCGACCCUUUUCCACCCUGAGCCUUGGCCGUUAUUGACUCCUCGAACACUGCUCCAGGGCAGAAGGCCUCUCGGUUUCCCCAGCAGCGUGCCCUCCUUGGCGUGACUCUCACCCGAGCUUCACAAGAAUUCCUUUGGAAUCUGUGAGCACAAUGCCAGGGCGGGCCGAGGGCCGCUCCUCCAUUCCCCACAAACAGGAAUCAGACGGACUCUUUCCCAGGUUUGCAAACUCACUUCUGGCGACGGAAAUGAAGGUCCUCUGAUCCCACUCAUGCAUGCCACCUUUGCAUGUUACUGACCAGUAUUACUUCCACCGCUGCCUACGGACAUUCGGAAAAGCCUGCCUUUUCCCGAAACACAUUCCAGACCACACACUGUUCAGUUGGUUUCCGAAAUUUAAAAAAAUGUAUAUAUCUGUAUGUAAUUCACCACUCUUUCAGGGGGCACCUGGUCCUGGAUUGGGGCUGGAAGUAUACCAACCAUUUGAGAGGGGUGGGAGAAAAUGUUCUCUAAAGCUCUCAAUAUUCAGAAUGGAAACGGUUGAGAUAGAAACACUGAAUUGGAAAAAUAGAUUCCUAUUUUUUUUUUUACAAAAAGGAAUUAGUUUCUUGAAGGUUCCAUGGAAAUUAGUAGGUGGAUGAGUGAGCUAGAAACUGUGAGCUAGGACUGUGGGCAGCAGGCAGUUCUGAGGGAGAGGAGAGAAAACGGUCCAGGCCCACACUGGUUCACCAGAUGCCCUCCCUUUAUCCUGCCCGUCAUUAUCUGCAGCUUGUGCCUGCCCCAGCGCGUCAGGGCAUGCGCAGGAGCCCAGCCCUGCGAUGCAGGGGGCUUGGCCAGUGGGUGAAGGCCAGCCUCUCCCUGCGCACAGCAUCAGCAGCCGCUGCGCCCCUGAGCAUGGGGCAAGGAGCCUGCCGUUCCCAGACCCCCUGCCACCUGCGUCCAAAAGCAGCCCCACUUGUGACUCUGGGGGUCUCCACUUCAGCCAACCCAGAGGCUGCCCAUGUGGCUGCCCAGCCCUCAGCAUGUGGCUGCCCAGCCUGGUUUUGUUUUGUGGACAAAAGCAAACUGCGGAAUGGCUUCGGUUUCUGUGUCUUCCUGUAUACCCAAGGGACAAACUGCCCAUUCACCCUUUGUCCUAAUGCCGCUUCUGCGUUUGCCAUAUACGUUUUCAACCUUUUUUUUGUCUCCGGGGGACUUCUCAUCGGGUUCUGGUGUCUUCUGACUUUUUCCCAUAUGAUUUUACAGACAGGUGAUUUUAUUUUCUUAUGGACAGAAAAAAAGAAAAGGGAGCAGUCUGUGGGAGGCUCUAGUUGUAGCGUUCAGGCACCCCAGGGCUCAGCACCCUCAAACAGUACGUGCUUCGUAAAGGAAAAAGCCGGGACAGACUGAGCUGCCUGGCCUCUGGGGAGCCCUGCACUUGGGGAGCAGAGCUUGUGGCCAGAAAGAGAGGGCGCUAAAGAAGGGCCAGGAGUCAGUUCAAAGGUUCUCCGUGUGGGCGCAGCACUGAAGUCCAUACCCGCCUACCCACAGGCACCGGGGCUUUUGAGAAGUGGCCCAAGAUGUGGUGUGUUUCACAGAACAUCGGUCUGCCCCAUGGUCUGGUUGGGCGAUGUAACAGGUACACUCUGUCCAGAGUCCCAAGGACCCAUUUCUAAAUUGGCUUCCAUCACUGCACACAAAGUCCUGGCCCCCUUUCUGCCCCCAUGCCCCCCAAACAGUGAGCAUGUUUUACAAAAGCUUACAGCGUCGAACCCAGGAAUGCCCCUGUGUCUGUUAUUACCAGGCUUGCGACUGGUCCAGUUGUUCCCAUAAAAACAUGCUUGGCCCAAAGAAGGGAAACUGUGCAUUUAUUCCAUGCAUGUAAUAAACUCGUGCAAGCAACUUAACCCCCAUAGGUUUGCGACACUGCAAAAUUGUUAAUGGGCCUAUAUAGCAAAUGAUUCUCUGCCUUGACAAUCAUGUACACAUAUCAAGAUUUCUAUCAUAAUGAUAAUGAGAUGGAUGCCUUCUUGUUUUCCUCCAAUAAAGACAAUUAAUCACCUUCA